Molecule: messenger RNA, 1610 nt
Organism: Papilio polytes (common Mormon)
Lineage: Eukaryota; Metazoa; Arthropoda; Insecta; Lepidoptera; Papilionidae
Exons: 5
Coding region: 274-798 (174 amino acids)
Source: RefSeq, a predicted model, not a curated record
CACACCACAUCAGACUGACGUUUGCUGUCGAAAGAGUGUGUCGUGUGGCUGACCGCGCUCCCCAACUCAGUUUCCCGCGUCUUGUUUUAUUCUCAUACUACGCACUAUUUAUUUCUUUAAAAAUAACUCUCACCGUGCUAAUUUGUGUUCCAAAUUGUGCAUAGACUAACAGUGUUUAUCACGGAAAUACUGAGAACGCCAUGAGGCGGUAGAACCAAGACAAAAAUAGUCAGUUGCCUACAAGUCACAGAGUAGAAAAGUCAGAAUAUCGAAAUGGGGAGGCUGCAAAAAUGCUGUUGCUGUGCCUCUACAAAAACUGGCACACUGAUCACUGCGGUAUUAGGCAUCAUUCUGUCCAUCAUCACAAUAGUCCUCGUGUGGGUGGUGAACAGACAUGAAAUAUCCUUCAGAACCUUCAUAUUUGCUGAGGAGUUUGAUAAAAAGCUGGCAGCGUUAGACAUUCCGAGAAUAAUCCUGACAAUCAAUUUGUGCUUCACAAUUUUGAUUUGUUUCCUGCUUAUCGUCGCAGUACAUAAGCGACGGUCAUGGCUGAUGCUGCCGUGGGUGGUGUUGGGUAUCGUGCUGGCGAUUGGUCUUCUCAUCAGUGUUCUGCAUACCGCCAUCACGUACUACUUGGACGACCAGGACCACGUUAUCCUCGCCACUUGCAUACUCGUCGGCGGCCUCUUCUACUUGUGUCUGUACCUGUAUUUAUGGGCGGUUGUCUUCAGUCACUACCUGGACGUACGUGAUGAGGAAGAACGUGGCAGAUACACCAAAGCUCCCUACAAGCGAUAGGAGCUCAUCUAAUAUGUUUCAACUGAUUUGAUUUGUACAUUUUUAUUUAACUGUACAAAUCUGAUAUUAUUAAUUUCUGCUGCCGAAACAUGUGUAGAAAAAAACAUUUUCUUAUACAUUCUGAAAACAGAGACAAACAGCAUUAUUUCAUACAUAUGAUCCGGCAGUGAAAAUAGAUGUAAUUGUUUCUUUGACGACUGAUCUAGCAAUAUAGUCACUCUACAGAGACUUAAACAACGAUAUAAAGUAACAAAAAGGAAUAAGUACCUGUAUUAGGUAUUCAGGUAAACAAUAUCCACAAUCAUUUGCUGUACAACUUUUUUUCACAUAUCAACGAAAUAUAGUAAUAAGUAAAAAUACUUAAACUUUUGAGGAAGAUACAAAAGAUCUGAAUAAUUUUCUGAAAGAUUGACAAACAAAUCGUACAUUUUUUAUAUGUGCCAUUGUUGUUGUUUUUAGGUUAUAAAGCACAAAUUUAACAUUAAUAUGUAAUAAGAUGUUUUUACUAUUUCAUUGUACAAAUUACAUUUAAAAACAUUAAUGUGGAAAUUAAGCAUUUAUUUUUAAUCUAAACAAUGUUCUUGAUGAUCAUUUGUUUUGAACAAUAGCAGUAAAGUGUCAUGUAUAAAGUUAGAGACCCUACAAAUGUAUUUACUUUUAUACAUGUUAUGUAACAAAGAAAAGUUACCAUAUGUAGUUUUUAAUGAGAUAAUUGUUCGAUGUUCUAGAAUAAGUCAUUAACUUAUUUUUGUAACUUUCUUUUGGCGACUUUUAUUAUAUCAAUAAAUGUUUUAAUUAUACGUAUCACUCUA